AUGGGCUGGAAUGUGUUUGUUGUCAGUUUGGCCUUCGCUGACCUGGUGGUGGCUUUCUAUCCCUACCCAGUGGUGUUGUAUGCAAUCUUCCAUGACGGCUGGUCUCUGGGGGAAACCCAGUGUAAAGUCAGCGGAUUCCUAAUGGGCCUGAGUGUGAUUGGCUCUGUUUUCAACAUCACUGGCAUCGCCAUCAACCGUUACUGCUACAUCUGUCACAGUUUUGCCUACGGACGUCUCUACAGCUUCCGUAACACGCUGCUGUUAGUGGCCCUGAUCUGGGCACUCACUGUGCUGGCCAUUCUUCCCAAUUUCUUUGUGGGUUCCCUAAGUUACGACCCCCGGGUUUACUCCUGCACCUUCACGCAGACUGCCAGCAGCUCCUACACUGUGGUGGUGGUGGUGGUUCACUUCCUGGUGCCCAUUGCGGUGGUGACCUUCUGCUACCUGAGGAUUUGGGUUCUGGUGAUACAGGUGAGGCGAAAGGUGAAAAGCGAGGAACGUUCAAGGGUAAGACCCAGCGACCUGCGCAACUUUGUCACCAUGUUUGUGGUGUUCGUUUUAUUUGCAAUCUGCUGGGCUCCGCUCAAUCUAAUCGGCCUUGUUGUGGCCAUUGACCCAGAGAUUAUGGCUCCACGUAUUCCAGAGUGGCUCUUUGUGGUCAGCUACUUUAUGGCCUAUUUCAACAGUUGCCUCAAUGCCAUAAUUUACGGACUCCUCAAUCGGAAUUUCCGAAAGGAGUAUGUGCGGAUCAUGACGUCGGUGUGGAUUCCUCGGAGGUUUGUGACUGAGACCUCCAGGGCUGCCACAGAUGGGGUAAGGAGCAAACCCUCACCGGCCAUCAAUAACAAUGAGUGACCUUCGUUUUAAACCAAUCACUGUUCAGAGAAAAACAAUAUGGAUGCAUGAAGCAAAUUUACAUGCUUUGAACGGUGAACACCUCUUUUUUAAUGCUACAGAACCAUUAUGCACAACUCAGGGUGCUUGUUUUGUUUUUAACCUAGGCAAAUUGGAAAUAUGUGACAUAAAUAAAUUUCUGCAAAACCUGAAAUGUGUUACGUUUCAGUGAACUUUUCAGAUGAUACCUCGUUAUAAGCGCUAUAAGACAUUUCACCAUAUGAGUUUGCAUUGGAGAUGCAGGUUUAUUAAACAGUACAGUAGAGGUCUUCACGGGUCCAAAAAUGUGUGCCCGAACCCGACAGAGACCUGUAAUGUACUACACCGAACCG
This is a messenger RNA of Carassius auratus (goldfish), 1226 nucleotides long. RefSeq names its product melatonin receptor type 1B-B-like. The transcript has 2 exons. The coding region runs from base 1 to 855 and encodes 284 amino acids. Gene Ontology annotation, cellular component: plasma membrane. Gene Ontology annotation, biological process: G protein-coupled receptor signaling pathway. Lineage: Eukaryota; Metazoa; Chordata; Actinopteri; Cypriniformes; Cyprinidae. The record is from RefSeq and is a predicted model, not a curated record. Gene Ontology annotation, molecular function: melatonin receptor activity.